GUAAUGUUGUAACAAAUAAUAUUUCUAUUAAAUAAGCUUUACUUUGCAUUUUAAUUAACGUGGGAUUAUUUUUUGUAUUUAGAAAUAAUAGUACCAACUUUUUUUUUUUUUUUUCAACAUUUGUGGCACUGGCAUGGCGCCCCCUGAUGGACGGCGCCCUUAGCAUUUGCCUAUACGGCCUAUGCCACGGGCCGGCCCUGAGAGUAGCCCAUCUUCUGAGAUGCAGCCUUGCAGUCCUCAGCAUCAUCAUGAACAGCUGCAAAAUAGCAGACCCUCUGUCAUACAGUUUGCACCAAAAAUAGCUCAGGUAAAAUCAGUCCAAGCACCAGAAGAGCUUGUACCAGUGACCCCCCAGAAACCCAGCACGCAAGAAAAAGUGAAGUGGCUUUGGGCUGCAAAAGACACCGGGCGUGUGGAGGCAGUCGUUGGGCCAUACAAAUUGUAUGACUCUUCUUUUCGCACACUGGAGGACAGUGGGUGGCUUUCUGAUGAGGUCAUUGAUGCAUACCUGCACUGCCUCAUUAGGAAACAAAAGGAACCCGUGUAUCAGUUGUCUUGCGUUGUUGCAACCUCUCUGUUUUCUGGGAAGUUUAAAUGUGUCAGCAAGAUGUUGUUUCCGGCUGAGGACAUUUGGUUGUGCCCACUGAACUUCGGUGCACACUGGAUCCUUGUGGACGUCAAAAUCUCCUCACGAUCUGUACUGCUGUUAGACCCUCUUGGAAAUGAAGGUUGUUAUGAAAGGAAAAUUAUGCGUAACUGGAGGAAUUUUCUGAAGAUGAAAGGAAAGGAAGAGUCCCGAGUGGAUUGGAAAAUGGAGACUGCCACACAGCAAGCAAAUGGACUCCAGCAGUUGUGGAGUUUUAGUGUUGAAGUUUGCCGAACACUACCUUAUGAGUGGAGAGGUUACUAGGGUGCUGUCCACUCCAGAAGCCAUUGGGCUGCAACACACAGAAAUUGCUUGCGAACUGCUAGAACAUCAAAGUAAUGCUGAUGACUACUGUGUGGUUUGUUCCAUGCUGGAAGCCGAUCCUGAGUCCAGUAUGAUUGAAAUGGUGCAGUGUGAGUUUUGUCUCAGAUGGGCACAUUUUGGAUGUGCUCAAUAUGAGAGCAGCCUGGUCAAGUACUUGUGCGACAAAUGUGCAUAAUUUGUUAUGAAUACUGUUUCUUUUCCACUUCUUUCGCCCUGUGUUCUGUUGGAUCUGUAAAUAUCAAAUAUAUAUAUCUGUAAAUAUAUGCUGUCAGUCACAGUAAAGUACAAAGAGCAGCCUGGUCAAGUACUUGUGUAAAAAAAUGUGCAUAAUUUGUUAUGAAUACUGUUUCUUUUUCAGUUCUUUCUCUCUGUGUUCUGUUGGAUCUAUAAAUGUCAAAUAUAUGUAUCUGUAAAUAUAUUCAGUAAAUACAUACUGUAACUAUAA
Messenger RNA from Oreochromis niloticus (Nile tilapia), 1415 nucleotides. RefSeq lists its product as uncharacterized. Bases 182 to 910 code for a protein of 242 amino acids. Lineage: Eukaryota; Metazoa; Chordata; Actinopteri; Cichliformes; Cichlidae. The transcript is spliced from 10 exons. The record is from RefSeq and is a predicted model, not a curated record. Gene Ontology annotation, biological process: proteolysis. Gene Ontology annotation, molecular function: cysteine-type peptidase activity.